CUUAUAUCGGCGGAGAAUAGCGAGAUAUUUUUUUGAAAACUAAUUAUUAAGGAUUGACUUAACUGAUGUAAUCCUGAUUUUUUUCCCUUACAACUAAAGAAGGGACGAUCAAGUUUUUAAUUUGGAAAAAAGACCAAGAAAUGCUUUAAUUUGUCUUUUUCUUGACGUGUGCCAAAUGCAUCAUCGAUUUCUCGAAAUCACUUGCUUUUAAAUAUCGGAUAUAGUUAUAUGUGACAAAGGUUUUUGAAAUACUUGCACAUGAAAUAAUACAGGAUGACUACUGUAUUAUUGAAUAUUGGUGGUUCCAUAUUUCAAACAACCUUCGAAACUCUGGAAAAAAUUCCAAGUACAAAACUUAGUUUUCUCAAGCAAGAUUUUUCCGUCAAAUCUUCCCCAGCUUCUUUCUAUUUCGACAGAAACCCAGAUGUUUUCAAUUACAUUUUGGAUCUCUACAGAACAGGAGAACUUCAUUUUCCUUCCAACAUUUGCGGAGCUACUAUAAGAAACGAACUGGAAUUUUGGGAAAUUGACAAAUGCUAUUUAAGUGAAUGUUGUUUAAAGGCCUUCUACAAACAUGAAAGUGACAUGAGUAUUUUGAAGGAAAUCAAAAAUCUUGAAAAAUAUAAAGUACUAGAUGUCCCUAUAGAGGAAUGUCGCAAGGGGUGUUGGCGAAACUGCAUCUGGAAAACUGUACAAUAUCCUGCCUCAUCUCGACGAGCUAGCCUGUUCAACAUCUUCUACCUAUUAGUGGUUGUCCUCUCCACAUCGCUCUUGUUCUUAAACACCCUCCCAGAUCUGCGGAGGCCCAAAUCGGACCACUUCAAUGAAACUUCAGCGGUGGAAAAAGAGCACAUUUAUACCAAAACAACAGCUGCGCCGCCAGUUUUCUACGUAGAUCUAUUCUGUGGCAUAUUCUUUACGCUUGAAUAUAUCACGCGUAUUGUUGUAACGCCGAUAAAAUGGAGGAAGUUUUUUUGCACGUCACUUAAUAUUGUUGAUGGAGUUGCUAUUUUAUCAUUUUGGGUUUUAUGUUCUUUAAUAAUUCAUCAACCAGACUUCAUUGACGACAAAGCAUUCUCCUAUGUAAUCAUGAUCCUAUAUUCCGCGCGUCUUCUUCAAUUAUGCCGUUUCUAUAGAUUCCUCAAUAGAUUCAAAAGUUUUGACGUUAUAAACCUGGCUGUUCGGGCUAGUAUUUGUCAAUUUGGAAUUCUGAUAGCUGUAUUUAUUCUUUCAAAUUUAUUUUUCGGUUACUUGAUUUAUUAUGUUGAGUUCGAAGACAAAAACUCGUUCAAUAAUGCUUUCAUUGGGGUUUGGUGGGCUGUUGUUACCAUGACGACGGUAGGAUAUGGUGACGUAGUGCCCACAUGCUAUCUUGGACGUGUCGUAGGUAUGGUAUGCGCAUUGACAGGGAUUCUUAUUCUUGCUAUGCCAGUAGCCAUUGUGACUUCAAAUUUUACUAUUUAUUACAACAAACUAAAGGAAUAUACAAAUCAUAAACACAAAAAGGAAAGAAAAAAUGAAACUAGGUUUAAUCUUAAAAAAGCAAAAGAAAAUGGCUCUGUUUCCCCAGUGUCCGUCUUAACUGUAGAAACAAUAGUAUCACACACCCAUCAUCAAAACGGAUCUAAAUCCUGAGAACACAAAAUUGCUAUAUUGUUUUGAUUGAAACUUUAAAUUAAUUUAUUUUAGAAUUGCUCCAAUUCAUAUGAUACUAGUAUAUGCCUAUAAAAGACAAUCAAAAUUUCUGUUAAAGUUUAUUUUCUCAACAAAAAAAAAAUAAUAAUAAAUAAGU
This is a messenger RNA of Saccostrea cuccullata (small rock oyster), 1792 nucleotides long. RefSeq names its product potassium voltage-gated channel protein Shaw-like. Gene Ontology annotation, cellular component: voltage-gated potassium channel complex; membrane. Bases 274 to 1635 code for a protein of 453 amino acids. The record is from RefSeq and is a predicted model, not a curated record. Lineage: Eukaryota; Metazoa; Mollusca; Bivalvia; Ostreida; Ostreidae. Gene Ontology annotation, biological process: potassium ion transmembrane transport; protein homooligomerization. Gene Ontology annotation, molecular function: delayed rectifier potassium channel activity; protein binding. The transcript is spliced from 2 exons.